This is a messenger RNA of Naegleria gruberi, 1555 nucleotides long. RefSeq lists its product as uncharacterized. The transcript has a single exon. The record is from RefSeq and is a predicted model, not a curated record. Bases 1 to 1545 code for a protein of 514 amino acids. Lineage: Eukaryota; Heterolobosea; Eutetramitea; Acrasida; Naegleriidae.
AUGACAAACCUCAACAUUCCAUUUCCAUCCAUUCCACCACCACAAUUAAAUGAGCAACAACAACUAAAUUAUCAGCAACAACAAGUAAAUAUUCCACCAUCAAAUAUUCAACCAAAAGCUCCAAGAGUCAUUCCACUUCCUAUCGAACAAGAACAAUUAACUUUACAACAAAAUUAUGUUUCACAAGCGAGAUGGAUUCCAGUGGCUAACCUCAUCAUGUCAUCUAAAUAUCACGCUUGUUCGAAUAUGGUUCAUAAUUUAUCUGAAGGUGAUGCAAAGGAAGGUUUUUCUGGUGUUUGUACAACCGAUGCAACUAAUCGUGAGUUUAUUCAAGUUUCGUUUAGUUCAGAUCAUUCAAUGGUUGCUCAAAUUACAAGAAUGAUUAUUAGACCAUGUAUUAAAGAUACUUGGGGACCUCAAUAUCUUGAUGGUUGUUCAAUUGAAUACAAAUCAGGUCAAUCAGAUUGGCAAUUUCUUUGUAAAAUUAAAUUGGAUUCAAAAGGAGUGAUGGAUAUUACUUCACCUCAACCAAUUCCAAUUUCAACAUUGAGAAUUACUCCAUCCACAACAAGUAAUUAUAUUGGAUUGGGUACAUGGAAGUUUUAUGGAAUUUUAAGUGAGACACGUUCUUUAUUUAAUGAAUUUUAUAGAGAACCAUUAACUGGAUUGACUUUGAAGGAUGAAUUUGGAAAUGAAUUAAGUCAAUUGUAUUGUCUUUCUUAUCAAUUAUUAAUGAGUAGUUAUUAUGGAAAGGGUGUAGCAAAUACAUUCUUUGAAUUGAUGAAUGAUGCAAAUGAUAAGACAGGUGCUGCAACAUUUCAAGAAUUAGAUCCAUACAUUCAAGCUAAUUUGAAAAGUCCACAAUAUAUUACACACCUCCUUGUUAAGCCAUAUGCUGCCAGUGGUUGGGGAUUUAAAUAUUUAGAUAAUGCAUGGGUUCAAUAUUCUAAUGAUGGAAUUGAAUGGGAAAAUGUGAUAAAAAUUACAGAUGCAAAUAGACAUGUCUAUACUUUACCAUUCCCAAUUAAAUCAGCAUAUUGGAGAAUUUGUAGAGAAGGUAUUGAACAUUUGGCAGUUUCUGCUUUCAAGUUAUACACUCUCAAACCAUUUUACAAUUUUGCUAGUGCUCCUGUCUCAUUACCACAAAAUGAAAUUCGAUUCAGACCUCAAAUAUCUUCAUGUUAUUCAGGUCUUUCCCUUUCCUAUGAAGGUUUUCAAGAUGAGAGUGGUGCAUUUGGAUGUGGAACUGAGAAGGGAUCAUCUCACUACUUGUUGGCCACCUUUGAUCAAUUGUACGAUAUCAAAUUAAUCAAGAUUAGAUCUUUAAGAGAUGGUUCUUGGGGUGCUUCCUAUUCUGAGAAGAUCAAAAUCCAAUACUCUGAGAAUGGAGUGGAAUGGUAUGAUUUCAGAAGUGCUGAUUUCAAUCAUGAAGAUUUAAAGUUUAUCUAUGCAAAUCCACCAAUCUGUGCAAGAUUUGUCAAAUUGGUUCAAAAUGAGGAAUAUAUGGGUGUUGGUACUCUCAAAUUUUAUGGAGAUAAAGUUUAAUUAUCAUAUC